Molecule: messenger RNA, 270 nt
Organism: Paramecium tetraurelia
Lineage: Eukaryota; Ciliophora; Oligohymenophorea; Peniculida; Parameciidae
Exons: 1
Source: RefSeq, a predicted model, not a curated record
AUGAACAAGCAGUAGGUUUAACUAUUGAAUUCGAAUUGCACUCUCAGUGAGAAUUUCAGAGAAUUUAUCCAUAAAAUUCAGUAGAAUCAAAAGAGAUUCUAACUCUAUAGAAGAAAAGAUAAAGUCUCGAAUUAAUAAUGCAUAGAAUUCCUUAAGAUUUUUAAAUAAACUCUAAUUAAUUAAUAGCAAUAUUAGAAUUAAGUAAAAUAAGAUUAUUCGCAAACUAAUUAACAAGCCAGUUAUAGUUAAUCCAAUUAAAAGGGAUGGUGA